AUGCCCCAUAAUCUCCAGAUAGGGCGGAACCACCAAACCCGCACCCUGCGGCUGAACAACCUCUGCAGCCCUCUACUGUACCACUGCCACUGGAGGAACUCCCCGAGCCCCUUGUGGAACCACUGGCGGAAAAGAGCCAAUAACUGUGUCAGUAAACCUACCACCAAGUCAUCUCGACCCGGAGCCGGAGCACCGCCCCCACUCGGAACAGCCCCCGCUCCCAAACCAACACUGACAUCCACACUAGCUUCACUCGCCACGGAUACCGACUGGGUCACCGACGCAGUCGCCACACUCUCUCCCGAAUCCGCCGAAGUCCACAAUCUCGGCCCCGGCCUCCACGGCCUCUAG
Molecule: messenger RNA, 351 nt
Organism: Microthlaspi erraticum
Lineage: Eukaryota; Viridiplantae; Streptophyta; Magnoliopsida; Brassicales; Brassicaceae
Source: the annotation of a GenBank genome assembly